Centruroides sculpturatus (bark scorpion) is the source of this 8307-nucleotide messenger RNA. RefSeq lists its product as uncharacterized. The transcript is spliced from 7 exons. The record is from RefSeq and is a predicted model, not a curated record. The coding region runs from base 155 to 8299 and encodes 2714 amino acids. Gene Ontology annotation, biological process: cell differentiation. NCBI's taxonomy places the organism in Eukaryota, Metazoa, Arthropoda, Arachnida, Scorpiones, Buthidae.
AGAAGGAACAGCGUAACAACCUCGCUCCGUGCACCAACCAUUGAUGCGUUCAGUAGAGAGCGGGAAGUAUGCUGUGCAGCUGCUGAAGGAGAGCCUUCGCUCACGCGUGGCUCCUUUCGAGCCACGAGGAUAAACACACAAGUAAAUUGGAGCCAUGCCUUUUUGGAAGUGGACCAUCGAACCCGUCUACCUGAGUAGAGGAAACGGGAAAUGUGAGGAUGAUCUGUUGGAAGCAACGUGCAAUCGAACGUUGGUGGCUACUUUACAUCAGCUGACGUGCCUCCUGAAGUUGGCACAUUACGUUUUCAACGAUAUAGGGGGUGAGUGCGAGGCCCUAUAUAAGAAAACAGAAGAAUUAAAGGGAAGAAUCGAUGUGUGCAGCAAAACUUCGAAAGGCCUCAAUGCCAGGAAGGUUGCAGUUCCUGCCGGCGAUAUCGAUUGGUAUUGUCAGGUAAAGGACCACUAUAUCACCACGUACGUCCAGGAAACAGACCUUAUUGUAUCCUCCGACCGUCCUGUGUACGUGAAACACUUGUACGAUAAAGCAGCAGCGACUCCUUUACCUCUGAUCAGAGCCAUUGAUAAAUUCAGAACCGAUGGAGUGCGAGGUUCCAAAAUAUUUGCAAGGACACCGGUUUUAGAAGAGACAUCGAAGAAAAAUAAAAACUUAGACAUCGAAACGAGAAGGCCCGCAAGUUUCGCAUUGGCACGUGAUUGGGAUGAACUGGAAAUAACAUUUUUGAAGAACGAGUGUUCAGGACCGUGUCAGACCGUGGCUCCAUCUCGUGACAUUAUAGCAGAUUUGACUCGUUUACCAUCUCCAGAGGAACGGACUCUCGCCAUGUCGCUGGAAUAUCCAUCAACGGUUGUACCCAUUGAUAUAACAGGGAACAGUUUCCAGAGGAUGUCAAGUCUUAGACGCUCUUUACUACACGUCGACUUUUUCAUCAAACGAAAAAAGCAAAAGAAAAACAAACGAAGAAACACAAUCUCAGGAAGCACGAGUAAAGAACUAGAAGAGGCCUUAAGGAAAACGACAAGCAAAGCUCUAGUAGACACUUCUUGUCAGACAGAAGAGUGUACCGAAGUCGGUUGGUUCGGAAAAAUAUUCAACAAAAGGAAUUCUUUAAUUAAACGUGAGAAAAAGUCACCCCAGGAGGAAAAUAAUAAUGUACUUUCGAAAAUAACAGCAUCAGUACGAAACCGUGAUAGCGUCAAUCUCUUUGAUUCCAUAGAAUCUUCUAAGUCAAGCAAAAAAUCCGAAAGGAACAGUUUAGUUAUUAAAGAUAAAGCAGAAAGCUCCACUACAAAGAAAACGCCGUCCACUAGUAAAAGCAAGAUGCGAAGCAUUUUGCCAAUAUCUACUCUAUCAGCUGCUAUGACAGUAGCGGUAAAGUUGAGGCAGUGCAAGAAAAAUGGCGACGAUGGUAGAUCGUCUAGUGGUAAUUGGAGCGCGAGCAGCAGCACUCGAGUUUCUGUAGAUUCGGACCAACAGCAGGUUACCUCCUCCUCUAACGGUGCAUGCAGUCCAUCCCAAAGUUCGCUGGGUAAAGAUUCUGUGCUAUCCGAUUACACGCCUCAGGAUACAGAUACAAGUAGAUCCCAAGAAGGUAGUAGAGCUAGCAGAACGGAUAGGCGUCCACUUUCUCUCAUGUCACCGAAAAUUGGGGAGGACAGCACGCAUUCCUGGUUGCAGUCGAUUGAACAGGAUUGCCAAUCGGGUACACUCACACCUGAUAAUUGCCCUUCUGAUUCCACGAGUACUCCUCAUGUUCUAUCGCCGUAUAUAAGGAGGAGGAGAUAUUGCCAAAACGAAUCUUCACCACCAAUUAUGGAUGAUGAAGGCUCUUCGGUUUAUUCCGUCGACACCGAUGGCUAUUAUACGUCUAUGCACACGGAUAGUGGUUUGAAAACUAGAACUCCUCAACACGAGUGUCGUGCCAGGAGGGAUUCUGACAGUUCCGUUAGUACUCUUGGAAAUGUUAGUGUGAAUAGUCUACUUUCCAGAGCCACGAUAGGCAGAUCUUCUAAGUCCGACAGCUUCAGGGAGGAGAGGAAGAUUCCACCUCCACCUCCUGUAAGGAUAUCUAGUGUGAAGAGGGAUUCUAGUAGUGAUGGUACGGGGAGCCAAAACAAUGGUGACACGUCCACAUCAGAGUCAUCAGACAGAGAUACCGUAGAGAGGUUACGAAAGAAAACAGCCAUUAAUUCAAGUCGUUAUCCUUCCAUGUGUGCGGUGUCUCCGGAGCCUAGUGAUGACGAAUCGAGCAAACCCAAACAGGUUGAUUCUACACGAGGGAAAAGCCCACCGAAGUUUAACAUGUAUUCGGAUCAAUCACCCCAGAACUCAAAGUUUGUAUCGUUCUUUCGAAGGAGCAGAUCUCCGGAAGAAGCUAUAACCGAACGUAAUCAAAGUUUGGUAACAUCCUUCUCUCCGGAGCAUCCAGAACAGCCUAAGGCAAGCGAAGUAAAGAACGAACAAGUUAAAAACGAACAGAUAAAGAACGACCAGGUGAAAGCAACUAACAGGUUAUCUAUCUCUUCGGUGUUUACGGAGGAAGGAAGAUCGACAAUCAAAAGAGUUUCUUUAUCAAAUUCAGAUAAACCACAGAACCAGUCCAAAUCUUGUAGUUUGAUACCAAAAGCUAUUGAAAGACCAGUAGCGAGAGUUACGUUAGACCCUAAUGGUCGAGUUAUAUUUUCGUCAAAUUCUUUAGGAAGAAGACGCGAUGGUCAACCUUUAAGAUCUCCACCCUCUCCAGUUUCCGAACAGAAAUUUGCAACAUUACCAAUGCGAAAUUCUCAUAACGUAUCGUCUUCUCCUAUAAUUGCACAUAAUGGAACAUUUAUGAGAUUAGAACAACCCGCUAGAAUCAAAUCUCCUGUUCACGAACAGAGAACUAAAUCAUUAAUGAACCCAGUUCAAACUCAAUCGGAACCAAAAAGGAAUGAAAGCUGUUACAAGAGAACAUUAUGUGGACCCAGAUUACCGAUGAAUGGUUACAUACCUACAUCUGUAAUUUCACGAAAUGCGAUAAAUGAUAGUGAGGAGUGUUCAUCAUCACCUAAUGGUCAGUUACCAACAGUGCCUCCGGAAAUGCCCCCACUGUCCAGGUUCGCUAAUCAACAUUCCACAAAAAGAAAUUCAGAUCAAGUUAAUGGUUACAGAAAUCAGUCUGCACAUCACGUGCCUUCAUCGAUAUCAGUUCAAAAUAGCUUGAGAUCAAUAGCUUCAUACUCGCCUUAUCAAUCGUCCAUUUAUGGUGGAGUGCCCAAACCCACAUCACAAGCAACGGACUCUUCUAAUUCUAGAAAUUCUCUUAGAACAAACUUUUUGUUUCCACACUCUAAAACGGCUCCUUCUCUAUCUUCGUCCAAUAUAUACUCCAAUUUAUAUUCUAGAACUCCGAAACAAAAUACUUCGCCUACUACACCCUUUAACAAUGGUUUAACACCAACUAAACAAGUUAGCUUCUGUCCUAUAGAUAGGCCAAUGCAAAAUGGUGUGAAUUCGAGAAUUAAACAACCAAACAUAUGCACGAGUAUAUCAUCACCUAGCAUUUAUAACAGGCAUAAUGGAGACGUUUCAAAGACUACAACCUUCAGAAACGGCUCACCACAAUCUCCAACAUCACCACAUUCAAAUGUGCAGCAAUCUUCACCAUCCAUAUUAAGAACUUCAAAUGGUACAGCUUCACCCUAUGCUAAAUCGAAUAUCAGGAUGACUUUUAAUGGUUACCAGAGCCCAAAUCGUCCUUCCUCUAUAGACAGGUUGAGUCCUAGUUCACGCUGCGAUUCACCCGGUUUGUGCACCUUUUCUAAACAAUCGCCUACGAAUAAAUUUCAAAAUUCUCCAAGUACAAAUGGAGUCGAGAGGAAGACUUUGAUGACAACUGCCGAUCUUUUCGCAGCUAUACACAACUCGAAAAAGAAGCAUAACAUAAAAACAGACUUGGAUAUAUCGUCCUCCUCCUUAUCUUCUCGUUCUAGUUCUCCUUGCAAUUCUACCACCUCAACUAAAAGUGUCCUAGCCGAAACUGGUUUCCUUAGCCCUAGAAAUCAACUAAAUAUACCAAGAGAUAGGAGAAGCUGGAUAGGGGACUAUAAAUCGUUUUCACUACCUUCCGGUGAUAGGAAAAGUCUAGCCAAUGACCGUUUAGGACCUCCAAAACCGACCAGUAUGUACGAUUUUAAGAUGCUACUCUUACAAGCCAGCAGAAACAAUAACGACAGCCCCGGUGCAAGAAUAUCCGCGUCAGAGAGGUUAAAAGUUCAACCCAAGAACGAAAUCAAUGCCACGCGAUCUCUACCGACGUCACCGAUUAGAACUCCUCCACCGAUUUUAACUGGUCAUUCGACUGUGCCCAUUAAGCGUGGUUCAAAAGCCAGAUCGUCUCUACGUUACGAUCUCAUGUAUCAACCUAUUCUAGAAGAUUGCUGCGAAGAAACCGAAGCACAAAAAAGUCCCAAAACCCCUCCAACUCGAACCCCUCUAGAAACAUCCUUCGUCAAUUCGACACCCAGCUGUGCCAAUAAUCUCCCCCCUCCUCAGCAUUGGACUCAAGCAUUCGUUCCCAUUAGAACUGCCAAUUCACGAGGUGCCAGCACAUGGGUAGUCGACUUUUUCAUCAAACGAAAAAAGCAAAAGAAAAACAAACGAAGAAACACAAUCUCAGGAAGCACGAGUAAAGAACUAGAAGAGGCCUUAAGGAAAACGACAAGCAAAGCUCUAGUAGACACUUCUUGUCAGACAGAAGAGUGUACCGAAGUCGGUUGGUUCGGAAAAAUAUUCAACAAAAGGAAUUCUUUAAUUAAACGUGAGAAAAAGUCACCCCAGGAGGAAAAUAAUAAUGUACUUUCGAAAAUAACAGCAUCAGUACGAAACCGUGAUAGCGUCAAUCUCUUUGAUUCCAUAGAAUCUUCUAAGUCAAGCAAAAAAUCCGAAAGGAACAGUUUAGUUAUUAAAGAUAAAGCAGAAAGCUCCACUACAAAGAAAACGCCGUCCACUAGUAAAAGCAAGAUGCGAAGCAUUUUGCCAAUAUCUACUCUAUCAGCUGCUAUGACAGUAGCGGUAAAGUUGAGGCAGUGCAAGAAAAAUGGCGACGAUGGUAGAUCGUCUAGUGGUAAUUGGAGCGCGAGCAGCAGCACUCGAGUUUCUGUAGAUUCGGACCAACAGCAGGUUACCUCCUCCUCUAACGGUGCAUGCAGUCCAUCCCAAAGUUCGCUGGGUAAAGAUUCUGUGCUAUCCGAUUACACGCCUCAGGAUACAGAUACAAGUAGAUCCCAAGAAGGUAGUAGAGCUAGCAGAACGGAUAGGCGUCCACUUUCUCUCAUGUCACCGAAAAUUGGGGAGGACAGCACGCAUUCCUGGUUGCAGUCGAUUGAACAGGAUUGCCAAUCGGGUACACUCACACCUGAUAAUUGCCCUUCUGAUUCCACGAGUACUCCUCAUGUUCUAUCGCCGUACAUAAGGAGGAGGAGAUAUUGCCAAAACGAAUCUUCACCACCAAUUAUGGAUGAUGAAGGCUCUUCGGUUUAUUCCGUCGACACCGAUGGCUAUUAUACGUCUAUGCACACGGAUAGUGGUUUGAAAACUAGAACUCCUCAACACGAGUGUCGUGCCAGGAGGGAUUCUGACAGUUCCGUUAGUACUCUUGGAAAUGUUAGUGUGAAUAGUCUACUUUCCAGAGCCACGAUAGGCAGAUCUUCUAAGUCCGACAGCUUCAGGGAGGAGAGGAAGAUUCCACCUCCACCUCCUGUAAGGAUAUCUAGUGUGAAGAGGGAUUCUAGUAGUGAUGGUACGGGGAGCCAAAACAAUGGUGACACGUCCACAUCAGAGUCAUCAGACAGAGAUACCGUAGAGAGGUUACGAAAGAAAACAGCCAUUAAUUCAAGUCGUUAUCCUUCCAUGUGUGCGGUGUCUCCGGAGCCUAGUGAUGACGAAUCGAGCAAACCCAAACAGGUUGAUUCUACACGAGGGAAAAGCCCACCGAAGUUUAACAUGUAUUCGGAUCAAUCACCCCAGAACUCAAAGUUUGUAUCGUUCUUUCGAAGGAGCAGAUCUCCGGAAGAAGCUAUAACCGAACGUAAUCAAAGUUUGGUAACAUCCUUCUCUCCGGAGCAUCCAGAACAGCCUAAGGCAAGCGAAGUAAAGAACGAACAAGUUAAAAACGAACAGAUAAAGAACGACCAGGUGAAAGCAACUAACAGGUUAUCUAUCUCUUCGGUGUUUACGGAGGAAGGAAGAUCGACAAUCAAAAGAGUUUCUUUAUCAAAUUCAGAUAAACCACAGAACCAGUCCAAAUCUUGUAGUUUGAUACCAAAAGCUAUUGAAAGACCAGUAGCGAGAGUUACGUUAGACCCUAAUGGUCGAGUUAUAUUUUCGUCAAAUUCUUUAGGAAGAAGACGCGAUGGUCAACCUUUAAGAUCUCCACCCUCUCCAGUUUCCGAACAGAAAUUUGCAACAUUACCAAUGCGAAAUUCUCAUAACGUAUCGUCUUCUCCUAUAAUUGCACAUAAUGGAACAUUUAUGAGAUUAGAACAACCCGCUAGAAUCAAAUCUCCUGUUCACGAACAGAGAACUAAAUCAUUAAUGAACCCAGUUCAAACUCAAUCGGAACCAAAAAGGAAUGAAAGCUGUUACAAGAGAACAUUAUGUGGACCCAGAUUACCGAUGAAUGGUUACAUACCUACAUCUGUAAUUUCACGAAAUGCGAUAAAUGAUAGUGAGGAGUGUUCAUCAUCACCUAAUGGUCAGUUACCAACAGUGCCUCCGGAAAUGCCCCCACUGUCCAGGUUCGCUAAUCAACAUUCCACAAAAAGAAAUUCAGAUCAAGUUAAUGGUUACAGAAAUCAGUCUGCACAUCACGUGCCUUCAUCGAUAUCAGUUCAAAAUAGCUUGAGAUCAAUAGCUUCAUACUCGCCUUAUCAAUCGUCCAUUUAUGGUGGAGUGCCCAAACCCACAUCACAAGCAACGGACUCUUCUAAUUCUAGAAAUUCUCUUAGAACAAACUUUUUGUUUCCACACUCUAAAACGGCUCCUUCUCUAUCUUCGUCCAAUAUAUACUCCAAUUUAUAUUCUAGAACUCCGAAACAAAAUACUUCGCCUACUACACCCUUUAACAAUGGUUUAACACCAACUAAACAAGUUAGCUUCUGUCCUAUAGAUAGGCCAAUGCAAAAUGGUGUGAAUUCGAGAAUUAAACAACCAAACAUAUGCACGAGUAUAUCAUCACCUAGCAUUUAUAACAGGCAUAAUGGAGACGUUUCAAAGACUACAACCUUCAGAAACGGCUCACCACAAUCUCCAACAUCACCACAUUCAAAUGUGCAGCAAUCUUCACCAUCCAUAUUAAGAACUUCAAAUGGUACAGCUUCACCCUAUGCUAAAUCGAAUAUCAGGAUGACUUUUAAUGGUUACCAGAGCCCAAAUCGUCCUUCCUCUAUAGACAGGUUGAGUCCUAGUUCACGCUGCGAUUCACCCGGUUUGUGCACCUUUUCUAAACAAUCGCCUACGAAUAAAUUUCAAAAUUCUCCAAGUACAAAUGGAGUCGAGAGGAAGACUUUGAUGACAACUGCCGAUCUUUUCGCAGCUAUACACAACUCGAAAAAGAAGCAUAACAUAAAAACAGACUUGGAUAUAUCGUCCUCCUCCUUAUCUUCUCGUUCUAGUUCUCCUUGCAAUUCUACCACCUCAACUAAAAGUGUCCUAGCCGAAACUGGUUUCCUUAGCCCUAGAAAUCAACUAAAUAUACCAAGAGAUAGGAGAAGCUGGAUAGGGGACUAUAAAUCGUUUUCACUACCUUCCGGUGAUAGGAAAAGUCUAGCCAAUGACCGUUUAGGACCUCCAAAACCGACCAGUAUGUACGAUUUUAAGAUGCUACUCUUACAAGCCAGCAGAAACAAUAACGACAGCCCCGGUGCAAGAAUAUCCGCGUCAGAGAGGUUAAAAGUUCAACCCAAGAACGAAAUCAAUGCCACGCGAUCUCUACCGACGUCACCGAUUAGAACUCCUCCACCGAUUUUAACUGGUCAUUCGACUGUGCCCAUUAAGCGUGGUUCAAAAGCCAGAUCGUCUCUACGUUACGAUCUCAUGUAUCAACCUAUUCUAGAAGAUUGCUGCGAAGAAACCGAAGCACAAAAAAGUCCCAAAACCCCUCCAACUCGAACCCCUCUAGAAACAUCCUUCGUCAAUUCGACACCCAGCUGUGCCAAUAAUCUCCCCCCUCCUCAGCAUUGGACUCAAGCAUUCGUUCCCAUUAGAACUGCCAAUUCACGAGGUGCCAGCACAUGGGUAUAACGUUAUUA